UAGUUGCUGGACGGAGAAGCCGGCGCUGCUUCUGUUUCCUGGUGAGUGGAUGUAAACAGAAGGAGGACGUUCACCUGUGGAUGGUAGCAGCAGCAGCAGCAGCAGCAGCAGUGGUAGCAACCAUGAGCAGACUGGAGCUGUUGAACGUGUUUGUGAACGACAGGCUGGCGGCGGCCGGGGAGGAGAUCGUCCGCGCCGUCAAAGACGCGCUGGUCGAGUAUCAGAGUGAGAUCCUUCGCUCCAAGGAGGAGAACGAGCGGCUCAGACGACUCCUGAAUGUGGCCGUGCAGCGGCUGCUGCUGCAGCAGACAGGUGAACAGCAGCGGACAAGUGAACACCAGCGGACAGAACCUGUUCCCACUGUCCAUCCCCAAGAUGAUGGCCAGCCCUGUGAGUGGAGGAGCAGUGUGGAGCUGCUGCCUCAGGUUAAAGAAGAACCAAACCUCAGAAACAUCCAAAUAGAUUGUUCAUAUGAGGCAAGAGACUCAGAAGAAGGGAACUGCAGUCACACAGAGACAGUACAAGGGUCACUUCCUCUGCCAGCUGAGACUGUGUGCAGCAGACAAAGUGUCUCCCCACCUCAACUCACAUCCCAUGAGUUUAAGACAGAGGGCGACAGGAAAGAGCACUCUUCCAACAGCUUAGCAUCCUCUCUGACUGAUCACACAGACUGUAGCCUGGCUCAGAAUGACUCUUGCUCCAGUGCAGCAAAGAGUCACAGAACUCAGAAAGCAGAGCACCAGGUUAAAGGGUUACUCUGCUCAAAUGGAAAACAGAGUGUACACGUCCUGCAGAUAAAGAAUGUGAGAUCCCUAAAGCCUCCGCUGCCUCGCGCCUCUCACCCAAGCCAGAGCAUCCAGAGGUGGCACAGCUGUAAAGAGUGUGGGAAAGGCUUCAGCUUCGCCUGCCAGCUGGAGGUCCACAUGCGUUGGCAUACUAAGGAGAAGCCAUACAGUUGCACGGUGUGUCGCAAGAGCUUCACCACAGUUAGCAUGCUGAAGAGGCACCACCGCAUCCACACUGGAGAAAAGCCCUUCCGCUGCCACGUCUGUGGGAAAUGUUUCAACCAGUCGGCACACCUCAACACCCACUUCAGGCUCCACACCAGAGAGAGGAGCAGCUGGGGCCGAACAUCGCACACCAAGUGAUUCCGAGCAACAGGAAAUCAAUUCGUCAACUAAUAAUAACUUCCCGAAACUGUGGAAAAUUGAAACUUUCUGGCUCACACAGUGUACGAAACUGGUGUUUGAUUGUGUGUUAUUGUUCAACAUUGUUAUUGUUGUGCAAUAAAAUGUGGCAUACGACAUUUUCAGUGACACUGAUUGCACUUAACAGAACAUAUUUGUGCCACAUUUUACUCACCUGUGUCAUAGUCAAAUACAGACAAAGCUGUAACAAAUCACAAAUACAGGCAUUAAUAACAAUAAAUAAAGUAAAAGUAUGAACUUUAUGAACUCUUUCUGCUAUGACCAACCAGAAAAGGUCCGACUCUAUUAUUGUUAUAAAGUAUAACAUAAAUAUCCCUUUUGAUUUAUAUUUGACAUCGUGCUGUGUUGGUUAGCACUGCUUCCUCAUAACAAGAAGGUCAAUGGUUUGACCUUUCUGUGUGGAGUUUGCAUGUUGUCCUGAGGCCAGUGUGGUUUCUCUCCCACAGUCCAAAAACAUGCAGAUUGUGAUUAUGUUAAAUGUGGACUCGAAACCGACCGCAGGUGUGCACGUGGGUGUGAGUGGCUAAAAAGGGUGACCUCUCCAGGAUAUCUCCACACUGCCUCAAACCCACUGUCGGCUGAGAUUAGCUUUAGCUCACUCUGGGGGCUUUCAUUUGCCGCAGCACAACACACUAUGGUUUCAUGUUUUAUUUUUAUUUUUUUAAAUGAAGCUACACAACAGAUUUCAACUGUCAUUAUUGAUGGUUCAGAAUCAACUAAAAGAUAAAUGAAAAGUAUUUUGUUGUGUGAUGAAGAUAUGGUGUACAUUUGUGGACAAUGAAACUGUUGUGGAAAGAGUCAGAGUCACAUCCGGUUGCCUUACAGUAGUUUCAUAUGGAAGUCAGGUUAUGUGACGUAAAACAUCCCACUUGAUUCCACGUAAUGUCAUAAUUGCAUCAGAAAACCUUUUUUAAAAAAGAAGAAGAAAACCACAUUACAGUGUAAUUUAGUUCAAAGCCCAGAAAAAGCGUUUUCCUAUGAUUGAUGUCACAAUCGCAAGGUCUUGGUCUUUCUUGGGAACAAGGAUAUUUUAUAUUAAAACACUAUACUAUG
This is a messenger RNA of Solea senegalensis (Senegalese sole), 2261 nucleotides long. Its product is annotated as zinc finger and SCAN domain-containing protein 21-like. The record is from RefSeq and is a predicted model, not a curated record. Gene Ontology annotation, molecular function: RNA polymerase II cis-regulatory region sequence-specific DNA binding; DNA-binding transcription factor activity, RNA polymerase II-specific. Lineage: Eukaryota; Metazoa; Chordata; Actinopteri; Pleuronectiformes; Soleidae. The transcript has 2 exons. Gene Ontology annotation, biological process: regulation of transcription by RNA polymerase II. The coding region runs from base 81 to 1148 and encodes 355 amino acids.